Aegilops tauschii subsp. strangulata is the source of this 3641-nucleotide messenger RNA. RefSeq lists its product as uncharacterized. The record is from RefSeq and is a predicted model, not a curated record. Gene Ontology annotation, biological process: regulation of gene expression. Gene Ontology annotation, molecular function: RNA nuclease activity. Gene Ontology annotation, cellular component: peroxisome. Lineage: Eukaryota; Viridiplantae; Streptophyta; Magnoliopsida; Poales; Poaceae.
AUGUUGCCGCAGCUCCUCCUCCGCCGCUUCCCCUCCGCGGGCGCCCACCGCCGCCGCUACCAGGGACACGCCCACCGCCGCCGCCUCAGCUCGUCGUCGGAGGUGGCGGGAGGCCCCGGAUGGCGGCGGCAGCACGAGGAGGAGAGCAAGGCGGUCAAGGUGUCGGUGUGGUGGGACUUCGAGAACUGCCACGUCCCCCAGAACGUCAACGUCUGCCGCGUCGCCCAGCGCGUCUCCGCCGCGCUCCGCGCCGCCGGCGUCCGCGGCCCGCUCUCCAUCACCGCCUUCGGGGACGUCGUCCAGCUCUCCCGCGCCGCGCAGGAGGCGCUCGUUGCCACCGGCGUCGUCAUCUCCCACGUCCCAAGCAGUGGAAAGAACAGUUCUGACCGGUCAUUUAUGGCUGAUCUUGUCUACUGGAUUGCUCAGAACCCUCCACCAGCUCAUUUUUUCCUCAUAUCUGGGGAUAAAGAUUUCGCCAACAUUUUGCAUCGGUUGCGAAUGAGCAACUAUAACAUACUACUUGCUUGUCCUGGUAAAACUACCAGUGUACUGUGCAAUGCAGCGACGAUUAUGUGGCCUUGGGAAGCUUUAGUGAAAGGGGAAAAUUUCUCACCAAAGCGUUUUAACCACCCACCAGAUGGUUUAUCUGGAUCUUGGUAUGGUCACUACAAAGGAGCCCUUGACGACCCCUUCGUGGAAGCUGAAUCAGAAGAAACCAUUGCAACACCAGUACCAUCUGAUGAAAAAUUAUGCCAUAAUCCCAAAAAUGCAGUUACUGCAGUCCCCAAAGAUGUGGUUGAUGGGAUACGAGAGGCACUGAAUUCGUAUCCUAAUGGGGUCAAGCUUUCAAUUCUUCUUCAACAACUCAAGAAGAACAAUGUGCCUCUUGGUAAUGAUUUCUUUGGCCACAAAAAGUUGUCUUGCCUUCUCCUAUCAAUGCCAGAUAUUGUGAAGUUUGUUGCUCGUUCAUCUGCUUUAAGAGAGCCAUGUGUAGUUGGGGUGAACAAAAAAUUACUGGAACCUGCUGAACAAUGUUUUGAGCCCCUGAGUUCUGUUGAAAGUGAUGUCAACGACAAUAACCGCGGUCGAGCAACACACAAUGAUAAGAAGCCUCCAUCCUCCGUGUCCACUUCUUCUCCUGAACAAAACUGUAAAACCCUAGGUUCUCAAAGUAUCACUAGGGACAGAAGCUUCAAGCAGACUGUCUAUGAGAACCCAGCUGCAUCUGCUGUAUCAUCUUCCCCACAAGAUGUCUUACCUGAGGAUCAAAAGGUGUGCUCAGCAGCUGAUAUGAAUGCAAGGCCAGAAUCACCUGCCAACCACAAGGAAGUUGAUGCCCCUGGAACUCCCUCUUCCUUAGGGGUGGAAAAUACUGUUAACAGUGAUGGGCUAUUAAAAAGGCCAACCACAAGGCCAAAAUCAUCUGCCAACCACAAGGAAGUUGAUGCCCCUGGAACUCCCUCUUUCUUAGGGGUGGAAAAUACUGUUGACAGUGACGGACUAUUAAAAAGGAUCUGGGUACUAUGGAAUGGUCCUGAGAGUGCUAAUCGUGAGGUUUCUCCAUGUCAUGAAGGCACUUCUGCUGAAGUCGCUGAUUUGGGAACUCCUCAGCAAGAUUGCAAUACUGAUCAACGUAGCAGGCUUUUGAAUAGGAUCCAUAAGACCUCUUCCCGGAACAGAAGGUCAGAUGUAAGAGAUGGCUCUGCAGCGAUGACUGUUAACUCUUCAACUUUGUCUGACCAUGACCAUUCUGAAAAACAUGCAGAAGAGACAGAAAAGUUAAAGAGGGAUCUGCCUAUUCUCCAGAACUCGAAACCAUGCACUGGACCUGCAUCUGUUCCAUUGUGUAAAGAUGGAGGUGAUACCUCCAAGAUGAGCAAGGGCUUUUUUAGUUGGGUAAUGCGGUGGUGGAAAUUUGGAAAAUUGGAUGGAGAUAACAGUAUAGCCAUGAAAAAUGGCAUUGAUGAAGCAAAGACAGACAUAAUUGAGGAAUCUCAAUCUUUGAAGGCUUCAACUUGUGAAAAUGAGCAGCAAGUAGUUAAUAAAAUAUUCACAAGAUUUUACUUUUGGGAUGUGCUAGGGAAACAGCUAUCGAAGCCCAUUGGGUCUGAGCUUGUUUCGAAAGCAAAGACAAGGGAGGAGUUGGUACAUGGAUUGCAGAAUUUAGAUUGUUGGCCUCUCAAAGGCCUUGUCGAGAAAGAUGUCAAUCAUCUGAUUCAUUUGUUACUUUCAGAAAAGAAAUGGAUCGAGGAAACUCCUUCUAGCGAUUUUCCUUUCCGUCUUACACUCCCUCAAAAGAGAACGCGCACUCCACCAAAUUCUAGCACAACAAGCACUCCACCAAAUUCUAGCACAACAUGCACUCCACCAAAUUCUAGCACAACAUCCACUCCACCAAAUUCUAGCAAGUUUGAUCUGAGUUCUCUCUUUAAUGUCAAGCCAUUGGAGCAGGGUAAAUAUGGUGGUGACAAAGGUAGGACAAAUAGGACUCCGAACAGGGAGGAAACAUUGUCUGAUUGCCACAAGCUAUUGAAGGACCUUCUCCUGCAAUACAAAUAUGGAUUUAACAUCAGCAUUUUCAAGCGUCAGUUUGCUCAGAAGCACGGAUAUGAGCUUGACCACCAGAAGCUUGGAUAUGCAGACAUUGAGUCACUGUUGCAGAUUAUGCCUGGUAUAAGGGUAGAAUUUCCCAGGGUUCUGCCUGCAGAAAAUGGGAAUGAUCAGGGUGGCAGUAAGGGUGAUGGAAAUCAAAGUAAUGGCGAUGAUUCCAUCUGGGGGGAACUUGGCCCUGUAUCUGCCACUGCCAAAACUGCUGAAGGAGUUGAUAAAGAAACUUGCUACCGGCCUCCCACCUGCUCAGAAGACAAUUUCUCUGACGAUGAGAAUCAAGCAGAGCAAGAGCCCAGAAGGGGCGCUGAGCAGAGCUCGCUCCUGAAAAUCAUUGAUUCCUGGAACGGCAGCAAGGAUGGCUCUGGCAAGAAACCUCAAGAGAUUGACGGGGUCAUGGAUUGUUCCAGGAGCAGUCCAGGUUACCUUGACACUCUGAGGGCCACAAGGCAGCAGCAGCAGACACAGAAGCAGUAUUCGUUUGUUUCAUCAGACUCGGAAGAGGAUGAAAGCAAGGAUAAGCUUGUGGACAGCGUGUUGGGCAGUCUGCAGAAAGCGCGAGGCGCAAAGGCGUCUAAUUGAUGAACUGGUAAUCGCAGCAACGCCUGUUUUCCUUUUCUCUUUGAGCGGCAGAAUUGCAGCAGCCACCCCGUUGCCAUACUGAAAGCUGGCAUGCUCCUCGUUCGGAUUAUGUUCUUCGUCAGCUCAUCAAAUCAGCGCGACAUGUUGGGCGGCGCAGCGGCCAUAUACAUCUCAUCUCCUUAGUUUAGAGGGUAUUUAUAUUAUUCUUGUAUAAGGCUAACCGACAAGCUUCAUUUAGCAUGGCCUUUUUAGUUUGCUGAGGGUUCACUGGUAUCGAAUAAACUGGACCACUGCGAUUCGUUGGCAAGGCCUCGCUGGGCCUACCAAAACGUCUAUGGAGGGAGUACCAUAUGAUAUGGUUGAGUUUCUACGUCGGGGCAGAGAAAAAUAGUUGUUUCCAGUUGCCUUGUUGCAACUGCAAUAUUUUGUUGCUGAUUCUUAUAUUUUCGCUA